AUGAGCUUGAAAGAAGUAUUCGAACAACAUCCAUGGAGGUCAUUUAAGAAGUUCAAUGAAGCUGCAAAGAGUUGGGGAUUUACUAACAGAGCUGAAGUGAAAAGGUUCUUUGACAAAAAUGUUGUACAUCAAACAAAAAUAAACCCUUACGACUACUUUUUACCAAUUUACUCCAACGCUCCUGACGCAUACCAAUUUGACACUCUCAUUCAAAGCAGAAAAGGAGGACAUAAACCAUUCCUCAUCUUCAUAAAUGUUAACACUCGUAAAGCAUAUGCAUAUCCAAUGAAAAAUAAAGGAACUCGUGAAGUGUUAAGAGUUUUACAAAAGUUUGUAGCAGAACAUAACCCAAGUACUUUAACAUCAGACCAAGACAGUGCAUACCUCAGCAAUGAAAUCACAGAAUUUCUCAUUAAGCAUAACAUAACUCACUACACUACUGAAGACCAUAACCAUAACAUACUCGGCAUCAUAAACCGCUUCAUAAGAACGCUCAGAGAUUUAAACCAAGAGCGAGACUUUACCGAAGAAACAAUGAAACAUUUUCUCGAAGUAUAUAAUUCCUCAACACAUUCUACAACAGGACAUACACCAAAUUCA
Trichomonas vaginalis G3 is the source of this 600-nucleotide messenger RNA. Its product is annotated as integrase core domain containing protein family. Lineage: Eukaryota; Parabasalia; Trichomonadida; Trichomonadidae. Gene Ontology annotation, molecular function: nucleic acid binding. The record is from RefSeq and is a predicted model, not a curated record. The annotation marks the transcript as partial. Gene Ontology annotation, biological process: DNA integration. The transcript has a single exon.